CGAGUCGCGAUUGACUAUGGAAUCUGCUCUAUUUGUAUAUAACUUUUUUCUUCUUCUUCUUCGUCAACAUAUCAAAUUUACAAAGGAGAUAUAGCAGACCGAAAAAUGGGAGAUUGCAGGCCAUUGGGUUUCUUGCUAGGACUGCCGUUUGCUUUGAUUGCUUUGGUUUUAUCAGUUGUGGGUGCUGUCGUUUGGAUCAUCGGGACUAUACUGAGUUGCUUGUGCCCAUGUUGUGUGUGUUGUGCUGGUCUGGCAAAUUUGGCUGUGGAUCUUAUAAAGCUUCCCAUCAAAGUACUUAAAUGGUUUACUCAUCAGAUCCCUUGUUAAUGCUCAUUCUUAGAUCAUUUGAUUAUGUUUUUUUUUUUUUUUUUUUUUUAUUCUUA
This is a messenger RNA of Jatropha curcas, 383 nucleotides long. Its product is annotated as taximin. NCBI's taxonomy places the organism in Eukaryota, Viridiplantae, Streptophyta, Magnoliopsida, Malpighiales, Euphorbiaceae. The record is from RefSeq and is a predicted model, not a curated record.